CAUGACUUGGCACAUUAAUUGAUUGUCUGUGGUGCUGGGAGAUGGGCAGAGAAUCCGUCGGAGAAUCCAUCAGCACUCAUGAUCUGGCAGGCAGCAGGCAGCAGACAGACGGACAGCCAGCCAACCAUUCAACCGUGCCAUCAACAACAACAUCGACCAAAGAAAUUGCAUCCACAAGCCAGUCGAUUGACGCAUACACGUACGCACACUCAUGCCUAAACAACAGGCAUGCACCUGACCGGCACGACAGGCACACGCAGCAUCCAUUCAUCUGUGGGUUUUCCCCGGCUGUCUUGACUUUUUCACAAAACUGUUCCAAAGGCACGCAACGUCUUGCCGUCCCAUGAUCGGUGGGCGGCGGAAAAACAUGUCGAAAAGCCGUCGACCCAUACGCGAGAAAGGAGAGACACGAGAGAGAGAGAGAGAGAGAGAGAGGCAGGGAGAGAGAGGCGGGGAGAAGAAGUAGCCUAGCGCAGCUAAAGAAGCGACACAUACCCUGUCAUCCCACACACACACACACACACACACAUACAUAUAGACAAAUAGCUUACCUUACAGAUGGAUCGGUCGACUUACACAAAUAUACGUAAAGCACACAUACAUACGUACAGCACAAACAGACAUUGUGUCGCAUCGCUAGGCCCAGAGAAACCACGUCAGCCGCACAGGAUUGAAACGACCACCUGCAAUCAUCCACCGGCUAUCAAGAGAGUUCCCAUGGUCCCUUUUGUCGGCCGCCGUACCUGUUCUGUCUGUUUGACAUGAGGGUCUAUGCUUCCAGCUUGUCGCGGAUGAGCGCUGCCGUUCGAGGGAAGCGCUGCUGUGUGCAACGCUUGCUGCCCGCAGGGGUCUCCGUAGUGAAGAUCUCGAAGCUGAGUGUCUGGCACGUCGCGUAAUCGCGACGCACGACCCACAAAGAGGCAGCGAAGUCGUCACGCGCACGCUCCCCGCAGAGAAUGACUAUCGCUUCGUCACGAUUGUCACGGGUCAGGCCGUCAAAUGCCCUUUCGUCAGCCUUGUGCGCCUUGCGGCAGUCCAACACGACAUUGUGAAUGAGCGCAAAUCUCAGCUUGCCUGCGAGUUGAUGCUGCUCAGAGGGCGAGAGGAAGCUGUCAGGGGUCAGCUUGUAGGGGCGAGGCGCAGUAGGCGCAUGGGCGACGAGAUAUAGGAUGAAGUCCGUGAAAGAAGAGUAGAUGUAAUUGAGUCCUAGAGACAGACAGUCAGGCGCACGAGAAGAGCAAACAGUGAGUGAUGUGCUUUGUCUUUUCUCCGGCUUUUUUCGAUUGGUCUCUCACGUUUGGUGGGCGGAUCAGAUUGGUAGACGGAGAGGGUGGCAAUCUCAUCCGUGAGGGUUCCUUUCAGCGCAGCUGCCGCAUCCUUGACCUACAUAACGCGACACAUCCAUCACCUCGUCGCCACCAUGUUGACCUUUUCUCACCUUGACGUUUGCGCUGUGGAUAAGAGGAAAGAGCACUGAAUCCUUUCCCCCAGCGCCAAGCAGCUGGUGGAGCGCCUUUCUCUGCUGGCCAUCGAGUCGCUCGGCGAGCGCCGCCAAGGUCGCCAUGUCGUCCAGCACGCGAGCCUCCUCCUGCGGACAGACAGAGGACAGCAGCUGUCAGAUGGCACGAGUGCGACGGACGCACUUGUACGUACCUCAUUGCAGCUCGGACAGUAGGGUGAGAGAAUGUCGGCAUUGCCAAUGAGGGAUCCCUUGAACUCCAGUAUUCGCAUCGACAGCUGCUCCGGUGGCAAGGCAGCCAACGCUCGGACCUAACACAAUUGUCCGAGCAAUCAAGCACACUGAUUGACGCGUCUGAUCUGUGCGCCGUGCGUGUAUUCUUUGGCUGGCUACAGCGUCAUAUUACCUGACGGCCAAGGCACCCCAUCACAGUCCCUUUGGCGGCGUCGGCAAGGUGUUCACUUCCCUUCUUCAUGGCCGCCGCCGCCCUUGCUGCGCCGCUGAAGGGAAGGUGCGCUGGCAUCAGCGCCUCGAUGGGGAGGAAAGUCAGCAGCUGCCGGCCCGGCCCAACCCACUCUCCCAAAUCGUCCUGGCCGUUGGUGGUACGCUGCAGAUGCAGGCAGAGGCCCGGCACCAAUCUGUGGAUGAGAAGGGAGAGCUGGCGGACUGCCGGUGGCCGAGAGUCAAACAGUGCCCGACUGCCGACUUGUCGCAGGUCAGCCGGUGCGACGAUAAUGGGUAGAGAGGGAAUGAUGCGGCUGUUCUUGAGGUAAUAGAUGAGCUGAACAGUCCGCUCCCAGCUGCCGCUCCCCUCAAUGAUGUGCAGCAGACGCAACAGAUACUCCGCACGGCCCAUCGGCAUCUCUGACUUGAUUCCCCUCACCAAGUUGCUGACUAGUGGCAGGACUAUAAGUGCCGCAUUGUAAUAAACAAAGAAGGACGCGAAAAGCGACACACAGCGGUCAACCGCGCCGCUGCGGUCACCGCUGAAGAUCCCCCUGACGUGGUCGGCCAGCGAUUCCUUCCAAUUGACCAUCCUUAUCGCCACCACCAACACCAGACAGCCCACACGGCCGCAGACAAACCGUCCAGCCGCGCUAGCAUUUUGGAGGGCAAACACCGUGUCCAUAACGGAGCCGCCCGGAAGCAUCCACCAGCCACCAAUCACGACCCCACUCGCCAACAGAAAUCGAGACCAAGAAGCGAGCCACUCGCACGACCACCCGCCCGUGAGCUCCCUGCACGUGGCGGCCGCCACAGGGCGGAGGUCGAGAAGCACCACAGCUACCAAGACGAUGAGUGGGAACAACUUGGCAAGACCCGCCGACAGGCCGCUGCAGACGGCCGUGGCGAAGUGCAGCAGGAACGUCAGGGUCGUCGUGGGGGGCUUCUUGUAGGCCAGCACCCCGCUGAGUCCCUGGUUGUGGAUGGCAUCGUCGAGGUGGCGCGUCAGGUAGCACUCGCUGAUGAGAUGGCAGCCGCCGCAUUUUGAUGUAGCCCGCAAAACACCGCAGUUGGCGGCCGACAGAUUACCCUUGAGCUCCCGACCGACAUCAUCAGGCAGACGGCUCAGAUGAGGCUCGAUUGCGGUCAUCGCCCUGGAAUCCGCCGGGCCGGGCCGCUGAUCAAUCUGACUCUCACACGGUAGAUGACGCUUAUAUCAUGGCUGAUGUGCUGACGCCUCACCUUCUCC
Messenger RNA from Vitrella brassicaformis, 3152 nucleotides. The record is from the annotation of a GenBank genome assembly. Lineage: Eukaryota; Vitrellaceae.